This is a messenger RNA of Linum trigynum, 1233 nucleotides long. NCBI's taxonomy places the organism in Eukaryota, Viridiplantae, Streptophyta, Magnoliopsida, Malpighiales, Linaceae. The record is from the annotation of a GenBank genome assembly.
AUGGGAUUUUCGGCUUCACUUCAUGGUAUCAGAGCCUAAUAGACUCUAACGGGUUUUUUUUCUUCCUUCCUCUUCCCUCUGCUAUUUUCCUUCUCCCAGUUUGCAAUGUCGGCAGCUUCCUCCACCACUUCCUCUACUACAAAUUAUGUAUCCUCCAGUUCUACGCCAACAAUAUCUCUGCCAUCCAAUCCCCAAUUCACCGUCAAGCUCACGCCGAACAACUAUUUGUUAUGGAAGACCCAACUUCUUCCUCUUCUCCGUUGUUUCUAUUUGAUUGGCCAUAUCGAUGGCACCCUGCCGCCUCCGCCGGAAGCCAUUAAUUCCCAGCCGAAUCCAGCAUAUGGAGAAUGGUAUCAAAGAGAUCAACUAGUUCUGAUUUGGAUCAAUAUGUCAUUAUCGGAGGUCGUGCUGUCCACUAUCGUCAAUAAAUCUACUGCUCGUGAUGCCUGGGAUUCUCUUGCUCGUGUCUACGGAUCUACUUUGCCGGUCAUUGUGCGGCAGCUUCGUGGUUCUCUCAAGCGUCUGGCGCGUGGGUCUGAAUCAGCUCACGAAUAUCUCCAGCGUGCCAAGGGGAUUGCCGACAAUCUUGUUGCUCUUGAUGAUCCCGUCAAAGAGUCUGAACUCGUCCGCGCCCUCAUGGACGGUCUUGGUGAUGAAUAUCGCCCUUUCACUCAGAAUCUUGAAGCUUGCCUCACUCCGAUUUCCUUUGAUGACUUCAGCAGUCAUCUCCUGAGCGAAGAAAUGCAACUUAAGCGCUCUCAGUCGGUCGCCGGUGACCUGGCUUCGCCGCAUGCGUUUUACUCUGGUGGUGGUUAUCGCGACAGGGGCGGCCGGACUCCAAGAGGCAGGGGCGGCCAAAAUGGUUAUGGUGGUCGUGGUGCCUAUGGCCAUCAAAACCCUUGGAGGCCCAACCCCCAACCCUGGCCCAACUCUUAUUCUAACCAACAGUUUAAUCAACCCAUGAAUGCAGGUGUACUUGGAGCUGAGCCUUCUGGUCCUUCAAAGACUAUUUGCCAUAAUUGUGGAGGAAGAGACCAUAUCCGGCCCAACUGUCCAAGCCCUUUAUAUCCAGACCAAUCCUCUUAUCCUUGAGGCUCAUCUUCCAACCUAGCCCAAACCUCUCAUCUAGCCCACUCUUCCCAGCAAUGGCUCAUGGACUCUGGGGCCAACCAUCACGUGACUUCAGAUCUCGACAAUUUAGCGCAUCAUUCUAAAUAUAAUGGCACUGAUAGC